Molecule: messenger RNA, 1949 nt
Organism: Onthophagus taurus
Lineage: Eukaryota; Metazoa; Arthropoda; Insecta; Coleoptera; Scarabaeidae
Source: RefSeq, a predicted model, not a curated record
CCGCAAGACCAAGUAAUGUAUGUUAUAGCAAUGCUCAUUGUCGACUUUGGACAGCUGAUAGCCAUUGUGACUUCUUAAUACCGAACCUCUUUGGCCGAUGUCAAUGUAACUCUCCUUUCCGUCAAGUAGGGGAUUCCUGCGUUAGAUCUGCGUUCCAAGAACCAACUGAAGCUCAUGAAACAUCUAUUUCAUCUACGUCAUCAACUUCAUCACUCACAAGUUCAUCAACUCCAUCUUCAAAUAUUGUUGAUAAUACUCAAUCAAGUACUUUAACAUCGUUAAUUUCGACCACUUUUAAACCAAGACGAACGACUAAGCACAGCUAUAGACCAAAUAUUCGAACUGGCACAACAACAACAUUUACUCCAAAAACGACAAAGUUUACGAAAAGGAGGAGGAAACCGUAUGGAACCACCACCGUUCCAAAGUACAAGUUUAGGACCACGUGGAAACCUUUAGAUGCUGCUACAAGACAGGGUUUAUCGAAAAGGACGACUGUUAUGGAACCAAAAUCGACUCCACUCCCGAUUCCUUCAUCAAGGAUUGGAGAUGUUGUGACAACUAUUUCUCCCAACAGUAUUAUUAAUACAACAGUAGGAAGUACACCAUCAACAACUCCAAGUAAUACCACUACAACGAAAAUUAGUACAACUUUUACCACAACACCGACUACAACAACUUCGACAACACCAAGGACAACUACUACUAUAUCUACAACAUUGACACCUACAACUGUAUCUACAACAACAAUAACAACAACAACUAGUACAAGUCCAUCAAUAACACCUCAAGAUGGAGAUUCAGAUACGUAUAGAUGGAGAAAUGCCGAUGGAUAUGAUGCUGUAAGUUUAGGAUUACCUUGCGUAACAGAUUUACAAUGUCAAGCGGCUGAUGCUUCAUCAAGAUGUAGAGAUGGUGUUUGUGAUUGUAUUUGGAAAGUAAAUAAUGGUACAGAUGGUUGUUCAGCGAGAAAUACCGGGUGUAUUCCGGGAACGUUUCAAUGUCGAAGUUCUGGAACUUGCAUAAGUUGGUUUUUCGUUUGCGAUGGUAGAAGAGAUUGCUCAGAUGGAUCAGACGAAGAAUGUACCAACAAUAAAUGUCCAGUCGAAGCUUUUUAUUGUCCAUCCAGUAAUGAAUGUAUAUCGCGAGCAAGUAGAUGCGACGGAACUAGAGAUUGUAAAGACGGCGAAGACGAAAAAAAUUGCUUCGUCACAAAAGAAUUAAAACAAUGUCCCCCGCACACUUUUCAAUGCAACGAUGGAAAAUGUAUCCCCGAAUACGAAUUUUGCAACGCUAUCAUCGGAUGUAAAGAUGCCAGCGACGAACCACCCCACAUCUGCAAGAAUCGCACCAAGAAAAAAACUUUUGAUUAUUGCCCAUUGCAAUGUGGUAACGGAAGGUGCAGAUCUAACGCUAUUGCGUGUUCUGGAAGGGAUGGUUGUGGGGAUGGUUCCGAUGAAAUUAAUUGUUCAGUUUGUAGGUGUCCAGUUAUUAAGGCGAAUACUCUCUAGUGAUAAAUUUAAAGAAAUAUAUCUGAAACCAAAUACUCUCAAAAUGAAAAAUCACGGCGACUUAUUGGUACUUUGGAAAAAAUCGCACCGCAUGCGUCACAUAUCCCCAUAUUUUUUAGAAAGUCGUCGAUCAUUUUUCACUUUUUACUUAAGUGUGACCAUAUACCCCCAUUUAUGUAUUAUUAUUUAUGAUAUAUUUAAGAAAUGAAUGGAUGUACAAAAACUGUUCGUAGCAUUUAAAAAAGAAAAAAAACGAUACGUAAGUGUAGGGUGGGACCAAAUUUCCCAACGAUAAAGAGAAAGGCAUCGCCCAUUCUUGAUGAUGUAACAAGUAAUAUUUUAACUACCUGUAUAUAAUUUAUUUACAACGAGUUAUUGUAGUUUGUAACGUAAGAUUUAUUUAAACAUACAAUAAUAAUAAAGUAGUCAAAAGAAAAA